UUUGAAGUUUCGAGUAAAACCUUUUCUUACUCCUCCUUCCCUCUCAUAUUCAAGGUCUGGUUCGGCCACGAAACAAAAACUGAACCCCCUUUCAACUAGAACCCAACACUCUUUAACCGGCGGCGGGGUUUUAGAAAUCAAAUCCCAAACCCUAAUCAAUCCCAAAUCCAGAAAUUUUUCUUCAAGUUUUCAUGUCCCCUCAUUAAUCGACCCGAAGAUCGAUAAACUAAGACCCCCAAGCCAAAAUGGGUCGACCCGAGCCUUGCGUUCUGUUUUCUCAGACUUUCGUCCACACUCACUUGGACGAAUACGUCGACGAGGUGUUGUUUGCUGAACCAGUUGUUAUAACUGCGUGUGAGUUCCUAGAACAGAAUGCGUCCUCGGCUUCUCAAGCUGUAUCGCUUGUUGGGGCCACUUCACCCCCUUCAUUUGCUUUGGAGGUGUUUGUUCAGAGUGAGGGAGAGACAAGAUUUAGGCGCCUCUGUCAGCCUUUUUUAUAUUCCCAUUCUUCAUCAAAUGUGCUCGAAGUUGAGGCAGUUGUAACCAAUCAUCUGGUUGUAAGAGGUAGCUACCGGAGUUUAAGCUUGGUCAUAUAUGGAAAUACAGCAGAGGAUUUGGGGCAGUUCAACAUUGAAUUUGAUGAUAACUCUCUAACCAAUCUUGUUAGCUCUGCUGACGGAAAGCUUGAAGACCUACCUCUUCCAUUACGCUCAUUUAAUCGGACAUUUGAGGAAUCUUUAUCCUCAUUAAAUGUUCUAUCUUUACCAGCAGUCACACCGGACUUAUCAGUAGAGGUUAAGCAAUUACUACAGCUAAUGUUGAAAAUUUUGGACUUGCCAAACCUUGGUUAUGCGGUGCAUAAAAUUCUUCGUGCUGUUGCAUCAGCCGCUGCCUUACUUAUAACCUUUGACUUAGAUUCUAAUGCAAUUGAUCAAAAGCAUCUUACAUCAGGAAGAAAAAAAGAUUUUAAGGAAUUGGACCAUGGUACAAGUGAGGCCAGAAAGGAGCUACUUGAUCUCUUUGGGGCUCUUCAAUGUAAAUCCAUGAAUGAAUCCUCUGAAUCAUCGACAGAAUGUAUCUUUAUAGAGCCUGAUGCUGAUUUUGCUUCUUCCAAACAGUUGGUGGAAAUGUUAUCACCAUUCUUCCAUUUCAAUAAAAGCUCCUCUAGUUUUGGGCAUCCCCAACUCUCAGAGAGUGAAAAUGUCAUCUUGGGGUUGAACGUGGCUCUUUUCUUGUGCUCUAGUAAGGAGAGCUGCUUUCACUUUGUCAACUGUGGGGGAAUGGAUCAGCUUGCAUAUCUUUUUGAUCACCAGACGCAGAAAUCUACUGCCAUUACAUUGUUGCUACUUGGAGUUAUUGAGCAAGCUACUCGACAUUCCGUCGGAUGUGAAGGAUUUCUUGGGUGGUGGCCUCGUGAGGAUGAUAAUAUCCCUUCUGGCAUUAGUGAUGGUUACAGUCACUUGUUAAAGUUGUUACUACAAGAACCACGACAUGAUGUUGCGUCUCUAGCAACUUGUAUCCUUCAUCGACUUAGGUUCUAUGAAGUUAUUUCAAGAUAUGAGUGUGAAAUCUUAUCGAUACUUGGUGGCCUUUCUGCUACUGCUAAAGGGACAAGUGUUCCAUCAAAUAAGCUCAGAGGUGUUGGAUCACUACUUAAAAAACUUCUGCAUUUGGUAAUUUCACAUGGCCCAGUUGAAGAUCCAUCUCCAGUGGCCCAUGCAACCAGACAUUUUAUUCUUGGUCAAGCUGACGGAUUAGUAUCAUAUAAAGUAACCAGUGGGUUGAUUGCUUCAUCAAAUUGUUGCUUUUUCGAUUGGGAAAUUGACUUGCAUUUGCUUGCUCUUCUUAAGGAUAGAGGAUUUCUUCCUUUAUCAGCUGCACUGCUGUCAACAACUAUUUUGCAUUCUGAAGAUGAAGAUGUUCUCGACAUUUCUUUAGAGAUUGUGUCAUCCAUGGGAUCCUUAAUUCUCUCUCUUUUGUUUUGUCACUCAGGGUUGGUUUUCCUCCUACAUCAGCCUGAUCUUACUGCUACACUAAUUCAUGCUCUGAAGGGUGUUGAUACUAUGAAUAAGGAAGAUUGUGUUCCUCUUCGGUAUGCAUCUGUUUUAAUAUCUAAAGGAUUUACAUGCAGUCCGCAAGAAGUUGGAAUUAUUGUUGAGACACAUUUGAGGGUGGUUAAUGCCAUAGAUCGUUUGCUUUCUGCAAGUCCGCAGUCUGAGGAAUUUUUAUGGGUAUUGUGGGAGCUGUGUGGUCUCGCUAGGUCCAAUUGUGGACGUGAAGCUUUAUUGGCCCUGAGUUUCUUUCCUGAGCUGUUUUCAGUUCUGAUUGAAGCUUUGCAUUCAGUCAAGGAAUCAGAACCUGCCAUCAAGAAUAGUGGCGCUUCACCUCUUAAUCUUGCGAUUUUACACUCAGCUGCUGAGAUUGUUGAGGUCAUUGUUACUGAUUCAACUGCAACAUCUAUGUCCUUUUGGAUUGGACAUGCCAUGGAACUUCAUAAAGCUUUACAUUCUUCUUCCCCUGGGUCCAAUAGGAAAGAUGCUCCUACUCGGCUGUUGGAGUGGAUUGAUGCUGGUUUAGUUUACCACAAAAAUGGAGCUAUUGGUCUUCUAAGAUAUGCUGCCGUGUUGGCUUCUGGAGGAGACGCUCACCUUACCUCAACCAACAUUCUAGUCUCUGAUUUAACAGAUGUUGUUGAUAAUAUUGUUGGAGAAUCAUCUAAUGCUUCCGACAUUAAUGUCAUGGAGAAUCUUGGAAGCAUUAUCUCUGUGAAGUCCUUUGAUGGUGUUAACCUCCGCGACUCUUCUAUAGCCCAGCUGACAACUGCAUUUCGAAUUUUGGCAUUCAUUUCAGAGAAUCCAACUGUUGCUGCUGCCUUGUAUGAUGAAGGUGUCAUUACGAUUAUUUAUGUGGUUCUUGUCAAUUGUAGCUACAUGCUUGAGAGGUCGUCAAACAGUUAUGUUUAUCUUGUUGAUGAGGGCACCGAAUGCAAUUCUACAUCUGAUUUAUUACUGGAACGCAACCGUGAACAGAGUUUAGUUGAUCUUUUGAUUCCUUCGCUUGUAUUGCUGAUCACACUUUUGCAGAGAUUACAGGAAGCUAAAGAACAACACAAGAAUACAAAACUGAUGAAUGCAUUGUUACGAUUGCAUCGAGAAGUAAGUCCAAAGCUUGCAGCUUGUGCAGCUGAUUUGUCCUCUCCCUAUCCUGCUUCUGCACUUGGUUUUGAAGCGGUCUGCCAUCUUGCUGUGUCAGCUCUUGCUUAUUGGCCUGUAUAUGGUUGGAGUCCUGGCCUCUUCAAUACAAUUCUUGCCAGUGUUCAAACUACUUCGUCACUGGCCUUGGGUCCGAAAGAGAUCUGCAGUUUACUUUGUCUUUUGAAUGAUUUAUUUCCUGAAGAAAGUGUCUGGUGUUGGAAGAAUGGGAUGCCGUUGUUGAGUGCCCUUAGGUCAUUGGCUAUAGGGACUCUAUUGGGACCUCAUAAGGAGAGACAGGUUGAUUGGUAUCUAGAGUGUGGUCACCUUGAGAAGUUGUUCAACCAAUUGACACCACAGCUUGACAAAAUUGCCCAGAUUAUCCAACAUUACGCCAUAACUGCAUUGGUAGUCAUACAAGACAUGCUUCGAGUUUUUAUAAUUCGCAUUGCUUGCCAAAAGGCUGAACAGGCUUCUAAACUUCUGCGGCCUAUAUUAUCAUGGAUACAUGAUCACACUUCUGACUUAUCUUCUUUAUCAGACAUGGAUGCUUUUAAGGUUUAUAGAUUCCUUGAUUUUCUCUCCGGCUUACUGGAACAUCCGUAUGCCAAGGUGCUGUUGCUUGGUGAGGGUUUUCCUCAAAUACUAACAAGAGUUCUGGAGAGUUGUUUUGAUGUUACUGAUUCAGAUCAGAGGCAGGUUUCAGAUUGUAGAGAUUCUACUAAAUAUGGGUUUGCUUUGAUUAGUUUGUGCAUCCCUGUUUUUCAGUCUAUCUCACUACUAUUAGUUCUCAAACAUUUCCACAGUAUGAUGAGAGACAUGAUAUGUGAGCACAAAUUUGGAAGUUUGAGCUCCAAAGAUUGUUCGGUAUUUAUUAAUCUACUAUUGAAGUUUUGCAAGGUCCUACCAGUCGGAAGAGAAUUAGUGUCUUGCCUUACAGCUUUUAAAGACAUGGGUUCUUGCUCUGAAGGGCGCAGUGCAUUGCUGUCUGCUUUGCUAUAUAGCAGCAGUUCUACUCACGAGGAACUUGAAUCAGAGAGAGGAAAUGAAAAGAAUGUAAAUUUUCAUUUUCUUAAUGAAUCUGAAUGGAGAAAGUCUCCCCCCUUGCUAUGUUGCUGGAUAAAGUUAUUAAGAUCGAUUGAUUCAAAAGAUUAUUUAUCACCUUAUACACUUGAAGCUGCUGAUGCGUUGUCUUUAGGUACUUUGGGCUUUAGCAUGAGUGGGAAUAGUUUGAACAUGAAUGCUGUUGUAGCAUUGAAAUUCCUUUUUGGGCUUCCUGAUGAUAUGGCCGAGGUAGGUGGCUUUCCUGAAGACAACAUAAAAUAUAUCCAGGAAUUUUCUUCUCUGUUAAGCUCAAGAAUUGCUAAUGAUGAUGAAUAUCAAACUUCAUCCGAUAUGCAUAUCACCAUGUGUCAGGUUUUGGAAUCUGUGAAAUCAUUGUUGUUAUUGUUCCAAAAUUCAACUGCUACUGUUAAAGUGGAUGGUACCAGCCUCUAUGAAAGUAUUUCUUUUCCUCAAAACAAUGUUCAAGUCCUUUUAGGAAUUCAUCACUUUGGACUAGGACUCAACGAAAAGGCUGAUGACAGCCUUUACUUGGGAGGAUUUGAAGAUAAGUUUUCAUGGGAAUUGCCUGAAACAUUACCUGGAAGAUUGUUGCAGACAGCUCUUCCUACAAGAAGGAAACUGCAACCAGCUGACAGCUCAAAUAGGAGUGGGAGAGGAGACAACUCAGUGGCUGAGAUAACAAAUCCAGCUGCUUUUCAACGGGGACUGGGUCCAACUACAGCCUCUUCUGGUCCUACUCGAAGGGAUAGCUUUCGACAGAGGAAACCUAAUACUAGCAGGCCUCCAUCUAUGCAUGUGGAUGAUUAUGUUGCGAGAGAAAGGAGCGUUGAUGGUGUUGCUAAUUCUAAUGUAAUAGCUGUUCAGCGAGUAGGAUCUUCUGGAGGGAGACCACCUUCUAUUCAUGUGGAUGAAUUUAUGGCUAGACAGAGGGAGCGUCAAAAUCCUGUUGCAUCAGGGGCAGAGACCGCAGCACAAUCUAAGAAUUCAGCUCCUAUAAAUGGCCCAGAUAAUGAAAAAGUAAACAAGUCUAAGCAGCUGAAAUCUGAUCUGGAUGACGAUCUUCAAGGAAUUGAUAUAGUGUUUGAUGGUGAGGAAUCUGAAACUGAUGAUAAAUUACCCUUUCCCCAGCCAGAUGAUAAUCUGCAGCAGCCUGCUCCUGUAAUCUUUAAGCAAAGUUCACCACAGUCUGUUGUUGAAGAGACUGAAAGUGAUGUUAAUGGAAAUAGUCAAUUUUCUCACUUGGGUGCACCUUUAGCAUCUAAUGCCGAUGAGAAUGCCCAGAGUGAGUUUUCUUCAAGGAUGUCAGUUUCACGCGCUGAAAUGUUUUUAACUCGAGAACCUAGUGUUUCUUCAGAUAAGAAAUAUUUUGAGCAAUCUGAUGAGUCGAAGAAUGCUGGUUCAUUUAAGAACUCUAGCGGGUUUGAUUCUGCAGCUGGGGCAAAUAGUUCAGGCUUCUCUGCCCCAGUUUAUAGUAAUGCACCUGCAAUAUCAGUGCAGUUGCCUGCAGAUUCAAGGAUAUCUCCACAAAAUUUCUAUCCGAAGAGCAAUGCACAGUAUGGUAGUAAUAUUUCUGUGGCUUCUGGAUCUCGAGGAUUAUAUGAGCAGAAAGUUCUGCCAAAUCUACCACCUUUACCUCAAAUUCCGCCUCCACCAACAAUUUUGCCAGUUCAAUCCGAUUAUUUGUCUUCAGUUAGUGUCACUCCUCUGAUGCAAUCUUCUCUUCCCAUGUCAGAUUCUAAGUUUAUGAGAACCUCUAUGCCUUCACCCAGUGGAACUACUAGGCCUCCACCACUUCCUUCAACACCUCCUCCAUUUGCAUCUAGCCCAUAUAAUUUAGCUUCCUUAAAUACUUCCCAACCAGCACUCUACAACCAGUCUGGAAUGGGGAAAACUGAACUUCCUCAGGGCUCUGUUGGACCUAGCAUUGAUGCUCGACUUCCUACUUCAGCUGCUGGCUUGGCUUCUUAUCCAUCUCCACCAUUGAUGCAAUCAUUAGGUUUUAAUAGGCCUCCUUCAAUCCCUGUUACACCUUAUGUAAACUCUCCUGGAAUGCAGCAGGGUGAGAACCACCCUCCUAGCAUCUUGCAGAACCCCUCAAUACCCCAGUCAUCUAUUCAGUCAAUGCAUUCUCUUGCUCAAUUGCAGAAGCUUCAACGUCCGUUGCAGCCAACUCAACAUCUCCGGCCAUCCAUGCAUUCACCACAGCAGUUGGAGCAAGGAGUGUCUUCACAAACCCCUGUUCAGAUGCAAAUGCAGUCAUUACAGAUGCUGCAACAAGCUCAUGUUACUCCUGUUAAUCCUUAUUAUCAACCUCCACAGCCUGAGUUUUCAGCAGCACAACACCAGCUGCAAGUUGAGCUUGCGCAACAACAAGCUCCACCGCAAGCUGGUGGUAUUUCAAAUCAGCAGCAAGAUUCUGGAUUGUCCUUACAUGAGUACUUCCAGUCUCCUGAAGCCAUUGAGUCUUUGUUAAGGGAUCGAGAAAAACUUUGCCAGCUAUUGGAGCAGCACCCAAAGUUAAUGCAGAUGCUUCAGGAAAAAUUAGGUCAGCUGUAACAUGACAUGUGGCUGUAAGGAUGCUUCUUUCUGAUGCAACAUGAUUUGGAUUUGUAAUCAUUGAUCCGAGUUUACCAAUUACAAAUCUCAAGCAUCAGCUCCUGGUCGCUGUUCUUCAAAUGCAUUUGUCUGUUUAAGCCUGUUAUUUUGUCAGUUGGACCAUAUGUACAUUCUUUUCCGUUUAUGAUCACAAUUUGCAUAUUUUUUUAAUUGUUUUAC
This is a messenger RNA of Hibiscus syriacus, 7031 nucleotides long. Its product is annotated as protein virilizer homolog. Lineage: Eukaryota; Viridiplantae; Streptophyta; Magnoliopsida; Malvales; Malvaceae. The coding region runs from base 246 to 6812 and encodes 2188 amino acids. The record is from RefSeq and is a predicted model, not a curated record. The transcript has 28 exons. Gene Ontology annotation, cellular component: RNA N6-methyladenosine methyltransferase complex. Gene Ontology annotation, molecular function: RNA binding.